Salvia splendens (bonfire salvia) is the source of this 1262-nucleotide messenger RNA. RefSeq names its product ribosome production factor 1. Gene Ontology annotation, cellular component: nucleolus; preribosome, large subunit precursor. The coding region runs from base 146 to 1114 and encodes 322 amino acids. Gene Ontology annotation, molecular function: rRNA primary transcript binding. The transcript is spliced from 10 exons. The record is from RefSeq and is a predicted model, not a curated record. Lineage: Eukaryota; Viridiplantae; Streptophyta; Magnoliopsida; Lamiales; Lamiaceae. Gene Ontology annotation, biological process: maturation of 5.8S rRNA; maturation of LSU-rRNA.
GACCGAUUUCUUCCGCCGCCCAUUGCUACCUUGGAGGGAGGAGCAGAUUUUGCAGCCACAGCGUGGAGAGAGAGCUGCGUCAAGUUCUAGAACGUAGUGCUACAGACAUAUUUAAAGGAGAGUUCAAGAAUAUAUAAAAGAUACAAUGAAGGAUUUGCUGCCGUCAGCGAUUAAAAACAAAGAGAAGAGGUCGGAAGUUCAUGCAAAGUUGAAGCAUCAGAAGAAGCUUGAAAAGAAGAAGAAGGCCAAGGUUCGCGAAGCCGCAGAGAAGCAAGCAUUGGAGCUGGGGGAGGAGCCUCCUGCAAGGCCAGUCCCUCGCACCAUUGAAAACACCCGUGAACUUGAUGAAACUGUUUGUAAACCUGAUGACGAGGAGCUAUUUGCUGGAAAUGAUGCUGAUGAAUUCAGCUGCAUAUUGAAAGAAGAACGCACGCCUAAGGUCUUGAUCACAACCUCUCGCUUCCACUCCUCGAGGGGACCUGCGUUUAUUGAUGAGCUUAUCUCUGUCAUUCCCAAUGCUCAUUAUCACAAGAGAGGAACAUAUGACCUCAAAAAGAUUGUUGAGUAUGCGAAUAAUAAAGACUUCACCUCAAUCAUAGUUGUUCAUACCAACCGCAGGGAACCAGAUGCUUUACUAGUUAUUGGAUUACCAAGUGGCCCCACUGCUCACUUCAAACUUUCGAGACUUGUUUUGCGGAAGGACAUUAAGAAUCAUGGAAAUCCUACCAACCACCAGCCUGAGCUUGUUUUCAAUAACUUCACAACACGCUUGGGACAUCGUAUAGGCAGGUUAAUACAGUCACUAUUCCCACAAGACCCUAAUUUCCGUGGUCGAAGAGUUGUUACAUUUCACAAUCAGCGUGAUUUCAUAUUCUUCCGCCAUCACCGUUACAUAUUCGAAACAAAAGAAAGCAAAGAGCCUCAACCAAAAGGCGAAGGGAAAAAGGAGGCUAAAACUCAGGAGAAAGUAAUUACCAGGCUUCAGGAAUGUGGCCCUCACUUCACGCUGAAGCUGAUCAGUCUUCAGCAUGGAACAUUUGAUACAAAAGGAGCUGAAUAUGAAUGGACACACAAGCCUGAGAUGGACACCAGCCGCAGGAGGUUUUUCUUGUGAAGUGUUCCGGGUGCGAUUUUUGUAGCAAACUAAAUUUUAGAUGUGAUUUUUAUUGCAAAAUUUUGUGUCAAUGUACCCUUUUGAUGGAAGUGAAUGAGAAUUAGCAAUAGACAAUGCCUUGAAUAUAUCCAACGAAAUUUUGGUUUUA